This is a messenger RNA of Naumovozyma dairenensis CBS 421, 1533 nucleotides long. RefSeq names its product Hfi1p (gene HFI1). The record is from RefSeq and is a predicted model, not a curated record. The transcript has a single exon. Gene Ontology annotation, molecular function: transcription coactivator activity. NCBI's taxonomy places the organism in Eukaryota, Fungi, Ascomycota, Saccharomycetes, Saccharomycetales, Saccharomycetaceae. Gene Ontology annotation, cellular component: SAGA complex. Gene Ontology annotation, biological process: regulation of transcription by RNA polymerase II. The coding region runs from base 1 to 1533 and encodes 510 amino acids.
AUGUCAACGACGCUGUCACAAGAACAAAAACCAAUGACCCCAAAUUAUGUCAAUAGCAACAUGUCACAGCAACAAACGCCUCAUUCGUCUGGCGUUACCGUUGGUGGUGGUGGUGCUGUAUCAAUGAUGACUCCAUCAUCUUUCCAAAAUUCAUUAGGUACACAACAGCAUGGGCAUACUGAUGAUGCUGAUGAACAUAGUGAUCCCGAUGAGAAAAACUUGAUUCCAUCAGUAAACAAAAGAUUAGAUUUAAGUCCCAUGAUUGAAAAAUUUACUUCCAUAUUAGGUAGACCGAAUUGGAUAAAAUAUGCGCAAUUAUUGAGUCUUUUCAUCCUGGGAAAAUUGUCAAGAAAGGAAUUAUCAAGAGAAUUAGAAUUUAUUUUCAAUUCUGUUGGAAUACAUAACGUAUCAUCAUCGUCCAAUAAGAAAUUACAUAUUGAUAUUGCCACAAUUGCAGGCGAUACCUUAUCUUUAAAGAGACAAAGAAAGAGACUUCACAAUAAACGUAUUUUGACAAGGUUACAUAAUCAAUUAUUACUAGGUGUAUUGACUAAUUCACUGAAAGAUUCUCCAUUGAGCAAAAAAGGAUCACGAUUUGGAUUUCAAAAUGCCUCUUCGUCAUCAUCAUCAUCUUCAGGGACAAAUGUUGGCAUUUCAGCUUCAACAAAUAAAAACAUGAAACGGUCAAAUAAGACAAGUUCGCAAAUUGAAAUAUAUAAAAAAAUUGUAUUAUCAUUACCAAUAGCAGAUAGGAAUAGAUUAAAAUUAAUAACUAAAGAUGCUGGGAAACAAGGUUUUAUUUAUUGUUCCGUGUUACAGUCAAGAUUAAAUAUAGUCCCCAAGAUCCCUAUAGUUUCUGAACCUGAGACUUUGAAAAGAAUUAAGUCUAAUAAUUUAAAAACCCCAUUGGAAUGGUCACAAGAUAUUAUGAAUGGAUUCAAUACUCCAUUAUGUACGGAUAAUUAUUCAUUACCCGAUGUGGAUUCGUUAUAUUUAAAAAUGACUGGGAUAUCAAGAGAACAUGGACUUGUAGGAAAUGUGGAUACUAGGUGUAUUGAUAUUUUAAUGAUGGGAUUAGAUCAUUAUUUGAAAAAUAUUAUUGAAUUUACCAUUGAUUCAGUACGAUAUAGAAAGAAAAAAUAUUCUGAUUAUUAUGAUUUAGAUGAUGAUAUUGGAUUUUAUAAACCUGUCACUGGAGCAGAGACAAUUGGAGAUGAUAGCAGUAGUGAUAAUAAAAAACAAGAUCGGGAUGACGAAAAUGCAAAGGAUAUAAUAUCAUUGACAAAUGAAGAUCUUUAUAAUACAUUGAACAUUUUCCCCAAUUUAAUUGAAUCUACAACAAGUGCAUAUUAUAAUUUAACCAAUUUAGGAUUACUUAAUGAUGAUGAAUUAGUUGUCGGUAAAAGUAGUAUUGAAGAUUUACCUGAAUUCCAAUUAAAUGAAAAACCAACGUUCACGCCAAUAGAUGAGAAAAAUAUUGGUACAAGAGAAGAAUUAAAUUGGUUAAUUAAAGAUAUUUUAACUAAUGAAUAA